AUGGCGAUGACCGACCGAGUCGUGGGCGAAUUCAUAUACAGCCUGACCCGGCGACAGCAGUUCGUCAUCCGCAAGGGUCACCAAGUGAGCCUUCAAGUGGAGGGGACAGCUGAAGCCCAAUGGCCAUGGGCCUGUGCAGAUUGGCUCGUAGCUGAAGUACCCGAAAGCCCGGGUCGCUACUACAUCAAGGCACGGGAAGAUGACACUGUGUUGGCCUUGGACGGAACGCGGGAUCUGGUUCUGAAGCGCUUGGAACGAGCGGAGACUUGUCCAGAAGCUGAGUGGCUGCUACCUGUCGUGGUGGGAAGACACACCAGGCGGUGUGGCUUCAAGUUCCGUGGAGUUCGUCAAGUUCAGAGUGCGAGAAUGGAUAGUUGUUACCUGCACAUCAACGCAGAUGGGGAUCUUCAAGCUGGCUGUGUCGAUCCCCUAUCUGAAGAAUCGAUGUGGGAGAUCCUAUCCAUGGACUCCCAGCGAUGUGUCUGGCUGCGAAACACGUGCCUCCCAUCUUGCAAGCUUGCCUGUGAGAGUCAGACGAUUACUCCGGGCUCACCUCUGGAAGCCGCGACCAUGGAACAUGGUUGCUGGACGUCUUUGUGGAAGAAGCUUCCUGCUGGGAGUGGUUUGAUCAGGUUGCAGAGCUUCUUCUUCCCUUCCUUCUUAUUGGGCGUCGAACAGAAGGAAGUUGUCUGUCAGUUCUUCGAAGAUGGGCAGGAGGAGCUGUGCAUCUGGCGGGAAACUGAAGUGGAUGCCAUCUCUUCCAUCAUGCUUGAGGCGGCGUCGUUGCCCGGAUGCUUCUUGGGAAUCGGCUCCAAUUGGCGCAUCACUUUGAAGAGUGCAGGUGAAUGGGGCUUUCUAACAUCGCGCUGGUGCUUUCGGGAAGUGCCAGAGAGAUGGCGGGAGCCGCUUCAAAGCACUGCGUUGUGGAUGCCACUGCCACGUCUGCCGAUUGACUUAGACCUCCUCAAGGUGCAUCCCAGCAAGCCGGGAUGGGCGAAUCGAGUAUGUCAUUUCCUUCGGACGCAAGGAUGUGCUGUGGUCGAGGAUAUCCUUUCUGUAGAAGCGAUCUACCGCUACUCCUUUGGAGUAGCGCAGAAGACACGUCAGAUGUUGCACCACCGAAGCGUGGCGGUUCAGCUACUGAACAACAGCUUUGUGGCGGAAGUAAUUCAAAGAUGCUAUGGCGAAGGCAAUGUUGUGGUUUGGGGAGGUGGAGGUGAGCUCGUUUGUGCGCAGAACGAUCAGUUUCAAGAGCUGCACUCGGACAUCGCAUUCGGUGCGGGCGAAAGUUACGUGUCCGAAACGACCGCUCCCCACAUGGUCGCCAACUUACUUCUUGACGACCUGGCAGCAGACUUUGGGGCGACGCGCCUGCUCCCUGGCACGUUCAUGCGGCGCGAAAACUAUGACUUGGACGACUGGGAGACCCAGGAUCCUUGGUGGCAGCUGGCGCCUUUGCCUCGGGGGGCUGUGAGGACCUGA
Symbiodinium sp. CCMP2456 is the source of this 1482-nucleotide messenger RNA. NCBI's taxonomy places the organism in Eukaryota, Dinophyceae, Suessiales, Symbiodiniaceae. The record is from the annotation of a GenBank genome assembly.